Messenger RNA from Momordica charantia (bitter melon), 1554 nucleotides. RefSeq lists its product as uncharacterized. Lineage: Eukaryota; Viridiplantae; Streptophyta; Magnoliopsida; Cucurbitales; Cucurbitaceae. Gene Ontology annotation, molecular function: nucleic acid binding. The record is from RefSeq and is a predicted model, not a curated record.
CUGCGUCUCUCUUUUACCCCUUCCCCCGCUGGGCUGGUGGGAUAAGAAAGAGAGUCUUCUCUCUCAUCUUCCCAAUCAAAUCCUUCCCCCUGAUGCUAAGGAUUAAACCCUUUUCCUGUUUCUUGACCCUUCCUCUUCCUCUUCUUCUUCUUCUUCCCUGACCCAACAAGGGGAAGAAGAAAAUCGUCUUGGAAAUCGACGGUCUUGCCCACAGAGAGAGCUCUCAUCCAUGGACUCCUCCUCAGAUUCCUAUGAGGCCGCCCCACAAGGGUUGAAGGAGAAAGAGUCAAUGGUUGACCCCUUCUUGGUUGAGGCUCUCCAGAAUCCUCGACAUCGUCUCACCAUUUUACGAAUGGAACUUGAUAUCCAGAAGUUUUUGCAUAACCCGGAACAGCAGCUUUUCGAGUUCCAGCAUUUUCCUACAUCAUACCUUCGACUUGCUGCUCACCGUGUUGCUCAACAUUAUGGCCUUCAAACCAUGGUCCAGGACUCUGGCAUAGAUGGUUUUGGAAAUAGGAUCUUGGUUCGUAAAACGUUGGAAAACAGACUCCCUUCUGUGCGUCUAUCUGAAAUACCUGCGAAGCAAUUGGACAAUGAGAAGCAUGAGCAUGUCAAAAUUGUCAUCAGACCUAGACCUAACAAAAUGUCUGAAAUUGCUGCCAAUGAUGGAAGUCUAAAACAAAAUUCUGUCAGAAGUGUGGAAGAGAGAAAGGAGGAAUAUGAUAGGGCACGAGCUCGGAUUUUCAGCUCCCCAAGUAGUCCUGAUUUAGAUGAUACACCGUCUCAAGCCCCAUCUGACGGAAAGUAUGCAUGUUCAAACAGGGAUGAGACUGAAACCAUUAGAACUCUGGUGGGUAGUGAUUUGGAAAAAUUUAAUGGCAGGGAAGGAAUGACUUCUCGGGUUGCCAUUUUCAAAGAUAGGGAAAAGGAUCGUAGUGACCCAGAUUAUGAUCGCAAUUAUGAGAGGUAUAAUAGGAACCUUCCAACCAAUCAAAACUUAAACUUAGCCCCCUUUAUUAUGCAAAAAAUUCAACCUCCAUUUGUACAAUAUGAUUCGGGUUAUUCUCUCAUGGGUCAUAUACCGGGAACUCAAGCUUCAGUUAGCUAUGGGCCUCAUCCUAGUCCUGUUGUAAGCCCUUUCUGCACAGUGGGUUUAAACCAGACAUCUAGAGAUGCAUCUUAUGAGCAGUGGCAGAGUGCUGCAAUGAUGUAUGCCCAUUCCUACAAUCAGCUCAGGCAUUCUGCUUUCCAGGCUCCAUUCUGCCAGCAACCCCUCAGCUUUGACUAUUCUCAAAACCAUUAGAUGAGGAGUUUAGAUGAAGAAUUUACAAUUAGAUUUUGUACUUGUAGGGGUUGCUGUUGAUUCACUGCUUGGAACUCAGUUCUAGUUUGUGCCUCUUUUGUUCUUCAUUUGGAUCUUCUUAUUACAUAAGGAUUUGUAAGGAUUGUGAGGACUUUCUGAUGUCUUUUGGACAAAUUUACAUACACUUGAUGAUGCCAUUACUUGAAUUUCUUCAUCUCAUUCAAUCAUACCCAUUUCAAAUUUCUCUGCUA